AUGAAGUUUAUGAAACUUGGAACAAGGCUUGACACCUUCUACACAGAGGAGUCCACCAGGACAGUGAUAUCUGAUGUACCAAGUGACCUCACAAUUAGAGUAAAUGAUAUUAUUUAUCUUCUUCAUAAGUAUCCUCUUCUUCCAAAGAGUGGCCUACUACAACAGCUUUGCUCAGAGUCGGAAGAAGAAGAUUCUAGCAACAUCACCCUGGAGCUGCAAGAUUUUCCUGGAGGAGAAGAGGCUUUUGACCUGUGUGCAAAGUUUUGCUAUGGGAUCACGAUAAAUAUCAGUGCACAUAAUUUUGUACCUGCUUUUUGUGCCUCCAAGUUUCUUGAAAUGACUGAAGUAGUUGAAAAGACGAACUUUGUCACGAGAUUGGAAGUUUUCUUCUCAUCUUGCAUUCUAGAAGGUUGGAAGGACUCCAUCGUCACACUGCAAAACACUGGAAGAUUGCUUGAGUGGUCAGAAAAACUUGGGAUAGUCAGAAGGUGCAUUGAAUCCAUUGUUGAAAAGAUACUGACACCUCCACCGAAGGUUACAUGGUCUUAUACCUACACUAGACCGGGGUAUGAAAAAAGGCACCAUCAAACGGUUCCAAAGGAUUGGUGGACAGAGGACAUAUCUUUCCUUGACAUAGACAUAUUCAGAUGUAUAGUUACUGCAAUUAGGUCUACAAAUGUGCUGCCACCGCAGCUUAUUGGAGAAGCUCUGCAUGUGUAUACGUGUCGUUGGCUACCAGACAUCACAAAAAGUAGGCCUAGAGAGAGCUCAACUUCUCAAGCAGAAAAUUGUUUAGACAGAAAAGAGAAAAUUCUAGAGACCAUCGUGAACCUGAUUCCAGCGGAUAAAGGAUCUGUCUCAAUUCGAUUCAUGAUAAGACUCCUUGGCCUUGCGAACUUUCUUGGGGCAUCUCCUGUGACAAAGGCAGAACUCACUAGACGAUCAGGCAUGCAAUUUGAGGAGGCAACAUUGAAUGACCUGCUGCUUCCUGCUCAAUCGUCUAAUGAUCACAAUACUUCUUAUGACAUUGAUUUGGUUAAGACAGUAUUGGAGAGUUUCUUGAGGCACUGGAAAAGACAAACUCCUACUGAUGAAAACCAGUCAAUAAGAUUAAUUAGAAAAGCUGGAAAGCUCAUUGAUUCUUAUCUGCAAGUGGUGGCAAAGGAUGCCUGCAUGCCAGUUCAGAAAGUGGCAUCUCUUGCUGAAGCUUUGCCAAGUAUUGCAAGGCCUGUACAUGAUGAUCUAUACAAGGCAAUUAACAUUUAUCUCAAGGAGCAUCCAGAUCUUACUAAAGCGGACAGAAAGCAGCUCUGCCACGUUCUAGAUUGCCAGAAAUUGUCACCGGAGGUAUGUGCCCAUGCUGUGAAGAACGAGCGCCUCCCAUUGAGAACGGUGGUGCAAGUUCUCUUCUUUGAACAAGAGAAAUCCAACAGGGCAACAAGUAGACAACUCCCAUCUCUUGAGAAAUUGCAAGGAAGGCAACAAACAUCAGAGAUCAGAGAAGACGUAAGCAAAUUAACCCUGGGUUCAGAUGAGAAGCCCAGUAAAGCAAAGGGUAACAGAAGUUCAACACCUAGCACCAGUGGACUUCAUCAGAGAUCUGAUGGAAAGCUGCAACUAAAACCUGAACCAAGCUUCAAAAGAAGAGAAGAGUAUCGGAGCAGACUUAUAGCAAAGGAAGAGAGAGAUAGCCCGUCGUGGCCAGAGACGAGGAUGCCAGUUUCAUAUACACAGGAAAUUACAAAGAGUAAUCGUUUCCCUUCUCGAGCAAAAGCAGCCUCCUUUUUCUAUAUUUCAAGGUUUUACAGUACAAUAUGUACUAGUCCAGCCUGCAAAAUGUACAGUCUCUUCUGUCUGGCUCAAUGGGUCAUAAUCAUAGGGAUUACCAGCCUUCACAGGGAUUACCAGCCUUCACAAAACUCCCUUUCACAGGCUUCCUGA
Fraxinus pennsylvanica is the source of this 1941-nucleotide messenger RNA. The record is from the annotation of a GenBank genome assembly. Lineage: Eukaryota; Viridiplantae; Streptophyta; Magnoliopsida; Lamiales; Oleaceae.